AUGUCUGUAGAUGAGACGUUGAACGGUAGUCAGCCAGUUGAUAUUAAUCAAAUUGUUGAGAAUGGGGAUAAAAAGAAAAGCAAGAGAAAGAAGAAGAGUAAAUCUCGGGAGAAUGAUUCAGCUAUAGUAGUUAACGAACCCACAAGUGUAGUUAAAACCACCGUUCUACAGAAUAAAAAGAUCAAGUUUGAUAAACUGGAGGAAAUAGAAGUUGCCCCACAGCCAGAAAUAGCAUCCGAUAAAGACUCUGCAAAUGGCAAUAAUCCAAAUUUCAUACAGAGUAGUACUAUUGAGACUGUCGAGGAAAGGAUUAUCGAAAGAGAGAGACCCAUUCUGCGAUCUUCGCCUCAAGUCUUACAAAAGAAAGGGAAAGAACUUCCUAAGAAUCCCAAAGUGAUAGAGUUUUACAGUGACAAUGAAGAUGAAGAUGACUUCGACUUCAAAGGAUUAGCAUUUGAUAAGAGCAGUUUCUCUAAGGAGAAUAUUCGCAAAAUCAAGCAAAAAGCUGAGGAAUUAUUGGAAAUCAGAAAAACCUUACCUGUAUUCAAAGCUAAGGAUGAGCUAAUCCCUACUCUUUUGAAAAAUAAGGUAAAUAUUUUGAUUGGUGAAACAGGUUCUGGUAAAUCUACUCAGAUUCCUCAGUUUUUAAUGCCAUUGAACUCAAAGGGUAUAGCUGUAACGCAGCCUCGUAGGGUUGCUGCUAUCAAUUUGGCUACUCGUGUUUCUCAGGAACACGGUUGUGUGCUGGGGACCCACGUCGGUUUUUCCGUAAGGUUCAACAAUGCCACGAGAAAUGAUACAAAGCUAAAAUACUUGACGGAUGGUAUGUUACUGAGAGAACUGAUGAUAGAUCCUCUUUUGUCUCGCUAUUCUACGAUUAUUAUAGAUGAAGCCCAUGAACGUACCAUCCUGACGGACUUGCUUAUGGGAUUUCUGAAAUCAUUAGUAACCGUUGAGAGGAAAGAUGACCCCGAUUUUAGGGUAAUCAUCAUGUCGGCUACCUUGGAUGCUGAAAAGUUUUCCAAAUUUUUUGCUGACGCUCCGAUUCUAUUUGUCGAAGGUAAAAUGUACCCGGUGGAACGUUCUUAUGUUAAAGCUCCUGUGGAUGACAUUGUAGACACAGUUGUUAAAACUCUAGUUCACUUGAAUCAAGGGGAACAGAAAGGAGAUGUCUUGUGCUUUCUUCCAGGCCAGGAAGAGAUUGAUAAAGCUGAAGCCGUUUUAAACCAACUUGCACCUUUACUUCCUAAGGAAGCGCCGAGGAUAGUGCCAUUGCCCUUAUAUGCUGCUCUGCCUUCUGCAAAGCAAGCCAAAGUAUUUUUGCCAGUUAAAAACCACCAAAGAAAACUAAUCUUAGCCACCAAUAUUGCUGAAACAUCUGUUACCGUUCCGGGCAUUAAGUACGUGGUGGACUCAGGCUUAAGAAAGGUCAAGGUUUGGAGACAUCAGUUGGGUUUAUCCACGCUUCUGACCACUCCCAUUUCCAAAGCUUCAGCUACUCAACGAAGUGGAAGAGCAGGAAGAGAAUCUGAAGGAAAAUGCUUCCGAUUAUACACAGAGUCAGAUUACUUUAAAUUGAUUGAGCAGACGGAACCAGAGAUAGUAAGAUCAGACAUUAUAUCCCCUGUCUUGAUGUUAAAACGGUUACAAGUGGAUGACAUUUUGAACUGGCACUGGUUAGAGAAUCCAGGCCAAGAAGCUCUCAUAGCAGCACUGCAACAAUUAUACAGUCUUCAAGCUAUUGAUGAAGCUGGUAAAAUCACCGAUCUGGGGGAGAAGAUGACCGUUUUGCCUCUUGCUCCACACUUGUCAUCGGUCUUGAUUACCGGUCACGAGAAUGGAUGCCUGGAGCCAGUCAUUGAUAUCGUUUCUUGCCUCUCUGUUGACAAUCUUAUUUUGAACCCAGCCAGCGACAGAAGAGAUGAAGUUAAUGAAAGGAGAAGAGCUGUAUGUAACCUGGGUAACCGAUAUGGGGAUCUGAUGAUGAUGAAAGAGCUUUUUGAUAUGUAUUUGGAUAUGCCGGACUCUUCAGAGAGAAAGAGAUGGUGCAAAGAACUAGAUUUGUCCUUCAAAGGGUUCAAGAAUGUGCUCCGAGUCCGGGAGCAGCUUCGUCAGUAUAUGAAUAAUCUUUAUUCGAAGGAAGGUGCAUCAAUUCUUGCUCAAGAGUCGGAGGAGUAUGAUGAAGAGCUAGGUAUCACGACAAGCAACAAACCCAUGGACGUGGAUUCUAUACUGAAAUCUUUUUUGAAAGGGUUCAUCAACAAUACAGCGAUUGGAAUGCCGGAUCGAUCUUACAGGACAGUCACUACAGGUCAAUUGAUCGCCAUACACCCAUCCUCCAUGGUAUUUGGAAAGAAGCUUGAUGCAAUCAUGUACAUAGAAUACGUUUACACAACCAGAGGCUAUGCCAGAAAUGUCUCCAGCGUGCAAUUAGAGUGGCUUCAAGAAGUGGCACCCCAUCUUCUUGGAACUCGAACAUCCAUAAACUAA
Komagataella phaffii GS115 is the source of this 2490-nucleotide messenger RNA. RefSeq names its product Predominantly nucleolar DEAH-box ATP-dependent RNA helicase, required for 18S rRNA synthesis. Lineage: Eukaryota; Fungi; Ascomycota; Pichiomycetes; Pichiales; Pichiaceae. The record is from RefSeq and is a predicted model, not a curated record. Bases 1 to 2490 code for a protein of 829 amino acids. Gene Ontology annotation, cellular component: catalytic step 2 spliceosome; intracellular anatomical structure. The transcript has a single exon. Gene Ontology annotation, molecular function: RNA binding; ATP binding.